AUGGACCACCCCGUGGCCACACGUCCUCGUUUCGCACCAAUCUCGGUCGGCCACGCCGGUGUCCUUGUGCAUAUCGUGCAAUGCUUUCGCCACUCCCCUACGCUGCUCGCCGCGCUUCCUAUCUUUCGCUCCAUUUCCAUGAAGUUCCGUCGCGAGCUCGACGCGGUGCUACGCAACGCGACGAGUGAGUCAACGACGAUGCCGCACGCAGCCACGAUCGCAUUCGUCUCCAAAUGGGGCCACAAAAUCAAGUCCAUCGUCGUCAAGUUGCGGUUGCUACCCGAUGCGAUGGACGCUUUCCCGCGCCUUGUCCGCCUCUGCACAGGCCUCGACUCGAUCGUGGUCUACGUCGACAAAUCGCAUCCGGCGAUUGUCGCAGCGACGAUCCGCGCGGCCCAGCACGUCAAACGCAUGAGUCUUGUAUCGUACAAAGCCGACGGGUACACCAGCGGCGACCUGCAACCGCUCUUGGCUGCAUGGCUCGCCUCCGGGCAUGUGACGCAUCUGUACCUCAAGAACAUCGCAUGCCAUGCCUCUCUCGGCCUUGCUCGAGCGAUUGCAGCUGCGACGUCGCUCGCGAGUUUCAAGCUUAACAACGCCCCUGGCUUGCUACAAGGCCUCGUGGAGGCUGCUAUCCCGCUCAAGGCCCUCAACGCGCUGCGCUUAACGCUAGACGAGGACGAAGCGUUUGCCGAACCGUUCUUGACCAACUGGAUCGACCUCUCGGCGCUUCGAACGCUCGAAGUCCUCUCCGUCAACGAUUUGGACUUGACGUAUGUCCUGGCGCUACUACCGCAUCUUCUGACGCUUGAAGAGCUCACGCUCAACUUUUGUGUGCUGCACGCCGUGCCGGCAGCACCGGCGCCGAACAGCCUGCGGACGCUGAACGUGUCGUACUGCCACAUGAACGACGAGACGUGCCUAAGUCUCCUUGCUUGGGCGUCGCAGUCGCCGUGCCUCGAGACCAUUACGCUCAACAUGUGCCGCACGGUGCGCAGCAAGCCUGAGCUUUUUGGCCGCUACCUUCGCCGAUGGAUCAUGAGCGGCGUCUCACAUGUCGUCCUCGACCGCUGCGUGUUGGACAAGAAGAACAUCAUUGCGAUUGCGACGGCGCUCCGCCACUCGAGCCGGUCAGCGCCGUUUACGCUAUCGCUGGACUUCGAAGAAUUUGGUCUCGAGUCAUACCGCACGCUCUUGGAGGCACUCGCCACGUGCACCGGCGUUGGCCUCCACGGACACGGGUCGACUUUAACCAACGCCGACGAAUGCGUUCAAAUUGAACAUUGGGUCUGGGAGCUCGAUCUGCGCUACGACAAACGUGACUAUGUCCUGCUCUUUUACAGUCCCUCGUAG
Molecule: messenger RNA, 1353 nt
Organism: Saprolegnia parasitica CBS 223.65
Lineage: Eukaryota; Oomycota; Saprolegniomycetes; Saprolegniales; Saprolegniaceae
Exons: 2
Coding region: 1-1353 (450 amino acids)
Source: RefSeq, a predicted model, not a curated record